CGAGAAGAUGCCCGCCAGCCUGUGCUCUCGAUGCGAGAAAUUCGACAUCCAGGCGUUUCGGAAGGAGCCCCACGUCCCGCGAGGCUUCCCACUGGCAGACGUUAUACGCAGCGCGCAGGAAGGCUGCACCUUCUGCACCCUCCUGCUGGAGAGCGUGCUGGCCAUCGACCCGCUUCCGGUUCGGUCUCGGCUCUACGAGUCGUCAUCUCAGCGUGGCCAGUCAAGGUUGAAACAGCUCCCCUGGCUGAAUCGCUGGUGGCUGAGGUGGAUUUGGCCCCCUUGGAUAUUCCUGCGAGCCAAACAGCGCCUUCGCCAUGUUGCAGAGCUGCACGGACAGCCCGGCCUGGACAUCUGCGAGUUCCAAGCCUACAUUCAUACGGUCAGGUGGCGCAGCGUCAUUGACACGUCUGAACCAAAAAUGGCUACCAUGAUAGUGGCCGCCGACCCGGGCACGCCUGCGUACUUGUCGGGGGACAUAUCGGGCGGUUUCAAGCCCGAAAGCCAUUCCUGGACCUCACAUCACACAGAGGCGCUGAGGGAAUGGCAUAAUUCAUGUUCUCAGCAGCGCCAUGGGUGCGGACGCGAGAGCGAGCCUCACGGCCACCUUAUCGGCGACGGGCCCGGCCGGCUCCCGACUAGGUGUGUCGAGAUCCUGCCGGGCGAGGACGAAACGCGGCCGAAGCUGGUGCUGCGCGAGACGGAGGGGCUUGACGGCGUAUAUGUUACGCUCAGCCACCGGUGGCGGUACGAGACGCACAGGUUCAGGACCUUGACGGGCAACUAUCAGUCGCAAAUGCUGGACUGCGGCGGGUCCAAGCUCUUCCACGACGCCGCCUACGUAGCGUCAACGCAAGGGAUACGAUACAUCUGGAUCGACUCUCUCUGCAUCAUCCAGGACAGCGCUACAGACUGGGAGCGCGAAUCGCAAAAGAUGGGCGACUACUACCGGAGGGCGUGGUUGACCAUUGCGGCAACGGGGUGGUCAAGGUCAAUGCCUGGCGGGCAGUCCGAAGAAGAGCCCGAGAGACUUUCCGAGGGGCUUUUCGGGCAGCAGCCAGAGGCAGAGGCUCAAAAGCCUCCCCUGUUGGCCCGACUCCCCUACCGGGACCGCAACGGGGACAAAAUGGGCAGCUUCUAUCUGCAACGCGUCAACGCGCAGGAGCUGGAAAGUGACUACGCCGACGACGUUGUCCAGAGCCCACUCAUGCGGCGCGGCUGGGUCUACCAGGAGUGGUGGCUUAGCCGGCGGGUGCUCACCUUUACCAAAGGCGGCGUUUUCGCCCAGUGUCACGCCACAAGUCCGACUUCCCUUGUUAGCAACCGUGCUCAGCUGCUCGGCAGCCACAGCUGCGAUGUGGGCAAGGGUAUUCAGAUGAGGAAUCCCAUGCGCGGGGUGAUAAACUCUUCGUUGGGCGAUUUUCACCAGCUCAUAGAGGCUUGGAUGGACAUUGUGGAGGCGUACUCGGGCCUGGAACUCACUUAUAUGGCAAAGGACCGCUUGGUGGCACUAGAAGGGAUAGCUGGACUGCACAGGGACGUAAUGGGGGAACUAUUGGGGAGGAUUGAAGGCAACUGGGAGACACAGGUGCCUGCCUACGGCAAUGGCUACAUGUGUGGGCUCUGGAACCGCUGGCCGCAAGGCCUGUUAUGGGAACAGAUGCCAUCCCCUCAGGCUCGAGUGGCCAGGGUGGAAGGCUUCCCCACGUGGUCGUGGGCGUCCAUGCAGGAGUUCCCGGGAGGCGCAGACGGAGACGAUGGGACCCAUGGUACGGGCAAAGGUCUGGCGGUCCAGUGGUCGCGGCCCAAAAGACGGCAUCCCCAAAACUGCAUUACUCCCACCUCGCUAACGGCCGUUGGGGUCAGGUCGCCCGUGGAGUCUGACGAUGCGUGGAGGCCUCUGAUGGACGCCACAGCCCCGCCUCCGGGGGGUGCUGAUGCGGAUCAAAUCAGCCACGGCCGGUUCCUCGUCGUCGGUAUGCUCGGGCGCUUGGUUCGCGUGCGCAUCCACGACUUUUUCACGGACGAGGAAGACCUCACCGCCACGGCAGCCCUCACGGAAUGCACCACAGACCCUUCCCACCGCCGACUGUGGCGGCGCGUGACGACUACCGAUGAGCCCGACAGUGUCGUUGGGUGGGCGUCUCUCGAGCACCCGGACUAUCAGCAGCACCAGACCGAACAGACAACAGCUGGGUCGGCUGGCCAGACCCCCACCACUUUAUUUGCUCUGGUGAUCCAAUCUCUACCCAAGGUUAUUGGCGGCUAUGGCUUUGGCAAUCACUCGGGCUACCAGACCACCUACUGUGUUCUAUAUCUGGCACAGAAAACUGUAUGGUGUUGCGAGCCGGAGGAGGGGUUUGAAAGGGUCGGGACAGGGAGGCUGUUUGGAAACCAUGUCAAGGCCAUUUACGAGAAGACCAAGGAGAGAAAUGUGUGUUUAGUAUAGGCCGAGGUUAACCUAGAGGCUACGCCACCUCGAUGACCUCGGGGGUCAUCUCCUUGGCCUCCCCAAAUGCCAGCCCGGUCACCCAGCACGCUUCGACAAACACGUAUUGGCCAUU
Gaeumannomyces tritici R3-111a-1 is the source of this 2561-nucleotide messenger RNA. RefSeq lists its product as hypothetical. The record is from RefSeq and is a predicted model, not a curated record. NCBI's taxonomy places the organism in Eukaryota, Fungi, Ascomycota, Sordariomycetes, Magnaporthales, Magnaporthaceae. Bases 8 to 2446 code for a protein of 812 amino acids. The transcript has a single exon.